CUCCUUUUCCAAUUCCGUGUUCGGCUGUGUUCGUCCUCGUUGGAUCUCCGCAGCAUGCUGCAGCAGCUGCGCUGCUGGGUGAUGCAAGCGUUCUUUGCGAUGGUGCAGCACUGCGAAGGCCCCUAUGGCCGCCGCAUGGCGCGCUCGGCCGCGCAGCUCGCGGCGACAGAUCUGGAUGGGGAGAGGACCGCGCGGCCGACCGCGCGGUGUUCUGCGGUGUUCUGCGGCUCGUCCAAAGUUCGACUCUGGAGGACGAUGAAGGAGGAUUUAGCGCCCUACGAGCUGCUGAACCGUGGCUUCGGCGGCGCGCGCUCUUGCGAUCUGGUCGCGGCGAUGGAGCCACUGGUGCUGCGCCACCGGCCGCCAGCGGUCGUCUACUAUUGUGGCAUCAACGACCUCCACUUCGGCGCUCAGGCGGAGGUGCCGGCACAGGGUCUUCGGCUCUUCGCCACGAGGCUCCGAGACGCCUUGCCGGAGACGCGGCUGCUGGUGCUCGCCAUGAACCUCUCACCGCUACACUUCGCACUGGGGCUCGUGGACAAGAUCCGGCGCGGCAACCAACUAAUGAAGGAGCUCGCCGACGAGCUGGGCUUUCAAUUUGUGGACCUCUUCGCACAGGAGCCUCGCUUUGCCUGCGACACACAGCUGUACUGCUGGGAUUUGCUCCAUUUGACUCCUGCGGGCUAUCAGCUCUUAGCCGAGCUUCUUAAGCCACACCUAGCGGUGCUGCUGGGAGAAAACAGAGCUGGUGCGGCUGUGGUGUCCUUCGGUGCAGCUGUGGUGUCGUCCUUCGGCACCGGGAUGGACCGAGCUGGGAUCCGCAGACGACACAUCCGCUUCGGAUGCGGCUCUAUGCGCACGCUGAAAAACCGCAGUGCCGCCGUGCUUACCGGUGGCGCCGCGGUGGUGCCGGUGGCUGAGGUCUUGAAAGAUGAGGAGUGCCCGACCGAUCGGGAUUGGGAGAUAUUGGGAGUCAGGCAGGCAGUGGCAGGCAGUGGCAGGCCAAUGCCACUGGAUGUGCAGAAGGUUAUGUGCCUCUGCAUGCUCCACCUGAGUUGGUGCCUUUCCCUGGAGCAUUGGAUGAGACCUGAUGGGGAUUCAGAUGAUGUGAUGAGAGCCAUGCCUCCAAGUCGAGGCUGCCUGAGGAGCGCGGAGCCCGUGGGGAAUCUGCUUCUGAGCUUCAACACUUGGGACUCCAUCCAGGUGUCGUGGGAGGUGCCCCAGCUGCACGACUGCGUCUUCCAAGAGUAUCAGGAUGCUCAGGGCUGUCAGCUGAAAGACUCCUGCGGAGCCAGUUGUGUGGCGCGGGGGCCUAUCGGGCCUGGCGGGGCCAUGGGAGUGCUUUGGAAGAUUUUAGAGCCACAGAGCUUUGAGGCCUCUCUGCUGGUGCCGCCGGAGACGAGUUUGAAGGAGCUUCGGCAGCUCGCGCAGCAGCAGAUGCAGGAAGGUGUGAAGGUGGGAGGGACGGAGUCGGUGAAGGUGGGCAUUGCCUCGUUGGUGACGGCCGGGGGUCUCGUCUUGUUCGACAGCAGCGCCUUCCCCGUCGCGGAGCUCCAGGGCGAAACCCUCCAGGUCGUGGCGCGGCGCGGGGCGCUCUGCUCCAAUGGCUACUCCAGGGCUUUCGUGUGCUCUGGAGCGAAGGGAGGAAAAAGGGGGGUCGUCAAGUCAUCGCACUUGGGCCCCACGGGUUCCGUGCGUGCCUGGGGCGCUGCCGCCUAUGGUGGUGAGCUGCCAGAGGGGCUCAUCGAACAGUUGAAGGACGUCCAGCAGGUGCAGCAUGCCUGCGCCUUCUUCCAGGCGGGCGCCUUCGCAGCCAUCAAGAGCGACGGACUUCUCGUCUUGCCAAGAUGGCGAAGUGCGGAUUUGGCCGGGUCCACCCUGGUCCGUGAACACAUGUCCACCGCGGUGAAGGCCAAUCCGAUUGAGGCCAUUCAGUCCUCGCUCUACGCCUUCGCGGCGCUCCGGCGCGACGGCCGCGUUGUCGCCUGGGGCGACCCGGCCUCCGGCGGUGACCCGGAAGUGGAAGGUGGAAGCGAACUUGGAGGGAGCGUGGAGGACGGUGGAGGACACCUGCAGGAGUCAUUGACAGAGGUGAUAGCGAUCCAAGCGACCGAGAAGGCAGGGCAGCUGGGCGAUCCAAGCGAUCCAAAGAAGUUGGAAUAUGUGAGAGAUUUCCUGUCAUGCAGGCAAUGGAUGAUGGAGGCCUUUGCUGCAAUCAAGCGCGAUGGAACAGUGGUCUGCUGGGGAGACCCUGCACGUGGAGGCGACUGUUGCCAGGUGCAGCAAGCCUUGCAACAGGUGCGCUGCAUCCAGGCUGCCACCGGCGCCUUUGCCGCCAUCUGCGGCGGCGACGGCGAACGUGGCGGUCGUGUGGUCUGCUGGGGCGACGUGCAGCACGGCGGCGCACAGCACGGGGGUGAGAUGCAGAAUGUGAUCGCCAUCCAGGCGACCUCCACGGCCUUUGCGGCGAUCCUGGCGAACGGCCGCGUGCGGACGUGGGGCGACCGCUUCCGAGGCGGCGACAGCGCGUUGGUGCAGGAUCAGCUGUUGGAUGUGCUCUUUCUGCAGAGCACUGCGGGUGCUUUCGCCGCGCUCACGGCCGCCGGUCGGGUCGUUUGCUGGGGCGACGCCACACGCGGGGGUGAGAACAGCGCCGUGCGGGCGCAGCUCCACGACGUGGUGGCGCUCCAGGCGACCUUCUCGGCCUUCUGCGCGCUGAAGUGCGAUGGCACCGUGGUCACCUGGGGCGACCCGGUGCGGGGCGGCGACGCGCGGCGAGUCCAAGAGGAGCUGCGAGAGGUGCAGCAGAUCCAGGCCUCCGGCGCAGCCUUUGCGGCCAUCCGCGGUGAUGGGAAGGUGGUGACCUGGGGCGACGCAGCGCGCGGCGGCGACGCGGCGGCCGUGCAAGAGAAGCUGGUGAACGUUGAGUCCAUCCAGGCCUCCACCUCAGCCUUCGCAGCCCUACGCAGCGAUGGCUGGGUGGUGACCUGGGGCUCAUCGGACUGCGGGGGAGACUGCCGCAACGCUUUGACCGGUGAAGUCGGUUCCGCAGUGAGUUUUCGAACCUCUGACAUGGUGGAUUGA
This is a messenger RNA of Durusdinium trenchii, 3084 nucleotides long. Lineage: Eukaryota; Dinophyceae; Suessiales; Symbiodiniaceae. The record is from the annotation of a GenBank genome assembly.